This is a messenger RNA of Armigeres subalbatus, 2319 nucleotides long. RefSeq lists its product as uncharacterized. The coding region runs from base 1 to 2319 and encodes 772 amino acids. The transcript has a single exon. Gene Ontology annotation, molecular function: nucleic acid binding. Gene Ontology annotation, biological process: DNA integration. Lineage: Eukaryota; Metazoa; Arthropoda; Insecta; Diptera; Culicidae. The record is from RefSeq and is a predicted model, not a curated record.
AUGCAAGAGAUCUGGAGGAGUGGGACGAAUUGGGACGAGCCGAUUGCCGAGAGUUUGUUGGACAUGUGGUUUCGAUGGGUAGAAUUACUACCACAAAUCAAUGAAGUACAGGUGCCAAGGUGUUUCUUUGGCGAUACAUCAUCCAACUCGCUGCAGGAAUUACAAGUACAUGUAUUUGUGGAUGCAAGUGAAUCCGCCUAUGCAUGUGUAGCAUAUGUGCGACUAUACUGUUCCGGUGAAACACGAUGCGCAUUUGUGGCUUCCAAAACGAAGGUGGCUCCUCUUAAACCGCUUUCAAUUCCGCGUUUGGAACUACAGGCGGCUAUGAUUGGUUCUCGUCUAAUACAAUCCAUCUGCACUUCCAUGACGCUUCCGAUUACCAAACGAUAUUUGUGGACAGACUCCAGCACUGUGUUGGCAUGGCUCCGCUCUGACAGCCGACGUUACCAUCAAUUUAUCGGGUUUCGUGUAGGAGAAAUACUUUCUCUUACCAGUAUCGACGAAUGGAGAUAUGUCCCCUCAGGUUUGAAUGUUGCGGACGAAGCGACGAAGUGGACAUCCGGUCCUACAUUUAGCCCCAAUAAUCGUUGGUUCUCCGGUCCGGAAUUCCUGUUGCAGAACGAAUCUAAGUGGCCAACCGAAAUUGCAACAUCAGCUCAUAUAACUACCAACGAGGAAUUGCGUCCUGUAUUUCUGCACCGUUGUAAUGUCAUGACACCGCUCGUUGAUGUGGCCCGAUUUUCUAAUUGGGAACGUCUGGUGAGGGCAACAGCUUAUGUUCAUCGUGCGAUAAGCAUUCUGCGAAAGAGAUUUUCAAGCGAAAAGAAAACAAUGUUACUUCAAAGUGAGGAAAUUCAAAACGCUGAAUUUACCAUUUGGCGACAAGCACAAACUGAAGCAUUUCCUGAUGAAAUAGCAGCAAUGAUGAAUCGUGGGAUGAUUGACAAAUCUAGUCCUCUCUAUCGACUAAAUCCUUUCCUGGACGACAACGGUAUUAUCAGGAUGGGGAGUCGAAUCGAAGCUGCUCCUGAGGCAACGUUUUCUACCAAAUAUCCCGUGAUACUACCAAACAAACAUUCGAUUACCGCACUAAUCACGGACAGUUUUCAUCGACGACUCUUACACGGAAAUAAUGAGACUGUGAAUAAUGAAAUGCGGCAAAUGUUUUAUAUUGUUGGACUUCGUAACUUGAUUCGAAAAGUAGCUCGUAACUGUCAGAAGUGCAAGGUGAGAAAAGCAACUCCAAGGCCUCCCAUGAUGGCACCACUACCCAAAGCACGACUCACACCAUUCAUACGCGCAUUCACGUUUGUUGGUGUGGACUAUUUUGGACCAUUGGAAGUCAAGGUGGGAAGAAGUGUUGUUAAGAGAUGGGUGGCACUCUUCACCUGCCUCACGGUAAGAGCAGUUCACCUGGAAGUGACACAUAGCCUUUCUACACAGUCAUGUGUAAUGGCGUUCAGGCGAUUUAUCGCGAGGAGAGGUGCACCACGAGAGGUUUAUUCUGACAAUGGCACCAACUUUGUUGGAGCCAAUCGUCUAUUGAUGGAGGAGCAGAAAAUGAUUCAGCAGAGCAACCGAGAGUGUGCGACCACUUUCACCAACGCACAUACAACAUGGCGCUUCAAUGUACCCGCUGCUCCACAUAUGGGUGGCCCGUGGGAGCGCAUGGUCCGAGCGGUGAAAUCUGGUAUGAAAGUGGUUUCUAAUAGUUCAAUUCACCCAACUGAUGAAGUAUUAGAGACGAUAUUGUUAGAGGUGGAAGGAGUUAUAAACUCACGACCUUUAACCUACAUACCCCUGGAUGAUGCAGAUGAUGAGGCACUAACACCAAAUCAUUUUUUGCUAUAUGGAUCGAGUGGUGUGACACAACCGGAAAGACCUAUAAUACAUGACAAGACCAACCUCCGAGACAGCUACAAGAUGACCCAACAAAUUGUGAAUAAAUUCUGGCAAAGGUGGGUACAGGAGUAUCUUCCCAUGCUAACGCGACGUGUGAAGUGGUUUGAGAAAGUUAAACCAAUCGAACCAGGAGAUUUAGUGAUCGUUAUAGACGACAAGACAAGGAACAGUUGGACAAGAGGACGAGUUGUAGAGACCAUAAGUGGGGCAGAUAAUCAGGUACGGCGAGCCAAAGUUCUCACAGUCAACGGAAUCAUUUCAAGGCCCGCAGUAAAGCUGGCAGUACUAGACGUAAGACCGCGGCUACAGAGCGACAACGAUGGUAAUUCAGCCACUGGAGUAGCUCACGUUGCCGAGCUCUCUGGGCACACUGGAAGUGAGGCUACUGGCUAUUCCCUCGAUCAACCAUCGCUGUAA